Messenger RNA from Panonychus citri (citrus red mite), 2439 nucleotides. It is a transcript of the gene BBS5, whose product is annotated as Bardet-Biedl syndrome 5 protein homolog. Gene Ontology annotation, molecular function: phosphatidylinositol-3-phosphate binding. Gene Ontology annotation, cellular component: ciliary basal body; BBSome. Lineage: Eukaryota; Metazoa; Arthropoda; Arachnida; Trombidiformes; Tetranychidae. The record is from RefSeq and is a predicted model, not a curated record. Gene Ontology annotation, biological process: cilium assembly; intracellular transport.
AACAUACUUAAUACUAAACCCUUUCAGAAUGCAACAAUUACAUGAUACUAGUUUUAUUAUAUUUCCAAUUGGUAACUAAGACCAAGAAUCGGUUGCUACAAACAAAGUGAUUAAAUUUUGUUGGCGAGAUCAACAAAAGAGUGAUUCUAAUGAUCAAUUAAAAUGUCUAAUCCAAAACCGAUCGAAUUGUUUAAAUUUGAUUCUCUCUGGCAAGAUCGUGAUUUAAGGUUCGAUGCAACGGCAAAGGAAUUAACUCUUCGAAAAGGUGAGAAAAAUUUAUAUCGAUAUGAUCGGAUUGAAGAUACCAAAGGAAACUCUGGUGAUGAAGGAAGAUUAACCAUCACUAAUUUACGGAUAAUCUGGCAAUCAAAAUCUAAACCACGGAUUAAUCUCACAAUCGGAUUAAACUGUAUCAUCUCAAUAACCUCUCGAAAUUUACACAACAAACUACGAGGCAGAUACACCGCUCUUCAUAUCAUGGGAAAAGUUAACGGUACCAGAUACGAAUUUGUAUUCACACCAUUAGAAGACAAAGAAUCGGUUGUUGGGUCGAAAUCAUCAGGAGCAGAUUCUUCAUCUAUCAUCAUUAAAUCAGGCGAAUCUGCAAUAUUAUCAACUGGGGAAAGUUCAUCGAUCACUGAGAAUGGUAGUGAUGUUAAUCCACGAUUUUGUAACAUCGGCUCCGAAAUAACAAUGACCGUGAGUAGAGUUUGUAAAGCUUACCUUUGUACCAAAUUGUUUCGAGAUUUGAAAUUACGAUCAGCCAUUUUCACCACUCAAGGUAAACAACUUAAAAUAUUGACCUCAGAACAGAUUUACAAUAAAUGGCAAGGGGUUUGGAAUCUGUCCUCCGACCAGGGGAAUUUGGGUACCAUGCAUGUAACCAAUUUACGAAUCAUUUGGCACGCAAAUGUAAAUGAACUGUUCAACCUUUCGCUGCCCUACAUUCAAGUUUCCUCGAUUAGGGUUCGUGAAUCUAAAUUCGGCCCAGCAUUGGUCAUCGAAUCAUCUGAUAGUUCGGGAGGUUAUGUUCUUGGUUUCAGAAUCGAUCCACUUCAACGAUUAAUCUCUGUUUAUAACGAACUUUGUAAUCUGUACAAUGUUCAUGUUACGAAUCCCAAUUAUGGUGUUGAAACUUUCCUCGCAAUGGAAAUGGGCUUGACUUCAUUUGAAAGCGGAGGAAUCAUCGGCAGCGGUGGCGGUGGUUACUCUUCAUCGAACGCAAAGUACGAAGAUGAUUUAAUCAACACCGAUUAUAUUGAUGACGAUAAGGAAUUAAAUCCCGAUGUGAUCGCUUCCUACCUGGAAGACGAUUCUCAGGUCAUUGGUAAAGACGCUGAGCCCGUUUUCUGUCAACAAUUAGGACUGGCAAUUGAGAAAAUCAAAGAUGGAUACACACUCGAUUCACUUUGGAAUGUUAUUCCUCAAGGAUCUUAACUAAUUAACCAUUCGACUAAUCAAUUAAAUCAAAUUGAAAUUUCGAAAUACAAUAAAUGCUGAGCAAAGUAAAGACAAAAGUUUCGCUUUAAUCAAUAAGUUAAUUAGUGUUUCUUUUAAUCACUUCAAUUCUCUGAUAUCUAAUCAAUUUUAUCAAUCGACUUAUUUUUGUCUCAAUUGUUGUUAAUUGUUGUUAAUUGUAGUAAAUAGAUUUACAUGUUUACUGAAAAAAACAUUUUUCUCUCGCCUUCAAGUUACUAUUAUUAUCCAUUAAUGAUAAUUGACCUUGAUUGUCGUAGGUGCUUAUUAUUGUUGUUGUUAAAUUAUCACAAUCAAAAAGUGACUGAUGAAAAAAAUGUUAAAAUUAAAUCACCACUUUAAUCAUCUUCUUGAUUGUUGUAGUCCUGAUUUAGAAAGUAACAACAACAGAAAAAAAUCUCAUUCAUCUUUUUGGUUGUUGUUGGUUAGUUGAUAUGAAUUUUUUUCCUUAAUCAUUACAAUUGAUCCAAUUACUUUUUUUAGUCCUAAUUGUUAAUCAUAUUUAGAAAGUCAAAGCAAAACAGAUUCACAAUCACAUCUAAAUCAAGAUUAUUACCUGAAUGAAAAUUAAGGUCAAAUGAUGAUCAUGAUGAUGUUUAACUUAAUAUUUAAUAUAUAAAAUUGGGUUUGGAGUGAAAAUCAAAUCUAAUUGAGAGAAAUUAAAUUAACUUAAAUUGUAAAUCGUUCUGGUUACAGAACUGAUUGAGUAGCAAAAAAAAGUAUUUCACUCAAGGUGAUUGAACAAUAACAACAAUCAACAUUUGUAAUUAAAGAAAAAGGGAAACAAUAAGAUAAUCAACUGAUUGUAGUUGAUUGUUAACCUUUUUCACAAUUAGAAUUAACAAUUUACAUUUAGCUCGAUUUUUUCGUAGCCAUAAAGUAAAAGUGAUUUUUAUUUUUCUUCUUCUUUUCAAUCGGUUGAUUGUUGAUUGUUGAUUGACCUGAUUGACCUUUUUUUCCAAA